AUGGAAGAAAAUAAUGAUGAAUAUUAUAAACAAAUUUUAUAUUCAAAUGAAUAUUUUAAUUAUGAUAAAGAUUUAAUAAUUAAAAUUAAUUUAACAAAUCAAUUUUAUUUAUUUCUAUUUUGUAUUUUAAUUUUAACAUCACAAACAAAUGCUUUACCUAUUCAUCGAGUCAAUUCUAAUCAAUUAGGAAGUGUAUCGAAUAUUCAACAAUUUUCUACUACAACAACAAUUAAAUUAAGAGAUUUUUCUAUGCCUUCGAAUCAUCUUCAAUUUAAUAAUUAUAAAAUCUAUCGACAUAUUCCUAUUUCGAGUUAUUCAAAUAAUGGUAUUGUACAAGUUUAUAAUCAAAGAAAUUUCAAUAAUCAACAACAAGAACGACAAUUAAGACGUGAACGAUAUCGACGUAUAAUGAUUGAUAAAAUAUUUUUCAUAUUUGAUGAAGAUGCUAAUGGACAAUUAACAAAAGAUGAAUUAUAUUCAUUAAGUUUACGUUUAAAUAUUUUUCCAAAAUUUCAUCAUUUUCUUAAAAAAAAUUCAUCAUAG
This is a messenger RNA of Rotaria sp. Silwood1, 543 nucleotides long. Lineage: Eukaryota; Metazoa; Rotifera; Eurotatoria; Philodinida; Philodinidae. The record is from the annotation of a GenBank genome assembly.